AUUGUCAGCGCGAAGGGUCCAAAUAUUAACGUAUCUAAUUUUAGUUUCCGUAAUCCAAUGACUUCAACUAUGUGUAUGCCACGAAACUUUGAAAGGUCGAGGUACGCCGAAUCUGUUUGCGAUCAAAGAAGUAUGUACUAUAGACGUGAGACAUCACCGAUGUCAAUACGCAGUGCUUGUGAUGUACGACCACGGAAUUACCAACAAUAUCCUGGCAUGAGCUCCCAAAAGUCUGUAUUUAGUGGAAGAGGUGGCUCUCCAAUGUCUAUCAGAAGUAUUGAUUCAUCCGCAAGUGUAAGUGCAGCAGAUAUAGCGUUUGCAUUCAAGAAUGUGAAGUUUAAUAGAUAUGAUCUAAAAGUUAUAAAGGAUGCUUACCACAAACUAAUGAAGCAAAGAGUUCGAAAAAGAAUUGAGAAAAGGAGGAAUAUGAGAUUGUUCCUCAAAGGCAGGAGAAGAUCAGGAUAUGACUCUGGAGAGCAAGGAAGCAACUCCUCUAUAAGCAGUGAUGACUGUAGGUCUAUUAAGACCUCUUAUAAAGAAAAUAUGUCCAGUAAUGCAUCAACAAGGAUGAAUUUGACUGAUUUUAGAAGAACUGUCAAUGAUAAUACAUUCAAAGAUUGUUCUGAAAAUCUUAAACAAAGUGCUGUCAGAAAUAAGUUUCCUAUUGGUUUUAAUAGUGGAAACACUACUAAGAAUUUCAACAGCUCAAUGAUGCCUCCAUCAUACAAUUUACAAAGCAAUCCUUUUACUUCUCAAAAGGAUAGAUUUAAAAAUGGGUUUUUACUGCCAUCACAAAGAUUUAACAAGUCAGUAGCUUCAUCUGCAAUUAUGGAAAACUCAGAAAAAUGUUACAAAACUACAGCAAAUAACCCAAGAAACUUUAAUGCUCAAAAUAGAGAUAGAAAUAAUUGUGUAACUGGUAGUGAAGAAGAUGAAGAAAUAUUUUCAGAAGUGACAGUGAGAGAGAAGAGUCCGUGUACUAUAGAACCUCAGCGUAAGAGGAACCUGGAUAGUGAGGAUGAAUGUUUCCCACAGAAAAAGAAAAGUAGAGUGACAUCACCGGUUAAAAAUGAUCCAAAUAAUAGAAGAACUCCAUCUAAACUAAAGAAUCAUCAACCAAAUAAUGUUGCAUUAUCAAAUAGCUUUGAAUUUGCCAAGCCAUCUCUACCAGUCAGAAAAUCAAAGCCAAAAGUACAAGAAGUGCUCAUAGCCAAAUCGGCAGUACCUUUAACAGACUUCUUGGAGCCAAUUCCUGAUAAAGUUCAAGAGACUGUCCAAACAGUAGAAAACACACAGUCUAAUGUGGCCCAAGAGAAAUCCACAGAAAAUUUGUCUCAGCUUGACCAAUCUGAAGCAACACAAAGUGACAUUUCUUCACGCCCAAGCUUUAUUAAAAGAAAACUAUUCACACAAAAACUGGAUGUUGCAGAGAAAUCAAACAUAAGCAGUGACAGCACAAACAGCCCACAGAGUGGUGUCUAUCUUCUACAGAAGGAGAAAAAUAAAGCUAGAAAGUUGGUGACCAACCAGUCGUGUCUGAAUAGAGAAGUUCAAGAUGACAGUAAUCUAUUAGAUUUAAUUCACAAAAUAGUACCUCCUGACCAAAUAAAUGUAAAUAAAACACUUGUGCCAAAAGAUUGUAAGAUUUUGGUGGAAAAGAUGCAACCUAAUAAUAUGGUACAGAAGCAAGUUGUUAAUAAAGAUGUCAACCUAACUCAUAAUAAUGUCACAGUAAAUAAUGUUAAGAAUUCAGCUAAGACCUUUUGGGAUACAGACUUUGAAAGUGAUGCGGAAUGUCAGCCUAUACUACCAAAGCGCUUUUCACUUAGCCUUAAGAAAGCAAAUACGACAUUGGGAGUGUCUACUGAAAUCAAAAAGCCUACAGGCUAUGCCAACUCACAGAUGUUAAAAAAAUCACAAAAUCUUGAGAAGCCAAAACAAUUCAAUAAUGUUACCAUGAAUAGCACUGUAAUGAAUAAUACCAUGGAUAGCACUGUGCGUAAAUUUAACACCAGCACACUGAGCAUCCGAUCACAUCGUGUGACUAAAAAAAAUAAAUGCUGCAAUGAAACCUGUGCUAGUGAAAACAAUUUAAAGGUAAACAAUAAUAACAAAAUUACUAUCGAGAAUAAGAAAGAUAAGUCUAAAAAGUCGAAAGAAGAAUCCACAGAAAAAAAUAAGCCGAAUGAAAAUAGACUCACCAAUAAUCCCAUAACCAUUUCCAAGGCUAAAACAACUAAAUCUGAGAAAAAUAGCAAACCCAAAUCUGCGACAAAAAUUGAUGCAAAUGCUAAUGAAAAACCUUCAAAUAAAAAUAAACAAGCAGUUAGUCCAAACAAAAAUAAAAAAGUUGUUAGUCCAAACAAAAAUACCAAAAAAUCUGAUUUAAAAUCUAAGACAAACAAAUCAACCAUUGACAAUAGAAAAAAUAACUCUGAACAGUCUAAUAAUAAAACUGCUAUUAAAAAACAAACCAAUACCACACAAUUAAACAAUAAUUCUAAAAUAAAACCACAAAAUGAAAAGCAAAAAAAUAAAAAGGAAAGCCCUCAAGCUAAAUCUCAGUCCAAAUCAAAAGAUAGAUCCUCCACAAUAAAUAGAGUUCCACCUAAACCAAAUAAUAACAAUUCUAUACAAAAUACGUCUUUCAGUGGACGACCAUGGAGGUCCUGUCGCACCCCAAGCCAAAGUAGAUCCAUUGAACUUUCUAGAUCUACACAACUCGACACCUCAUUAGAAAAUAAUAGAAGUCUUCGUUCGAGGGUCAUUAAUUUGUCCUCAUCUAUCGAAAACAUUACAAUAAAAAUCAAACCUAAGAAAAAAAUAAUCAACAAUAAAAAUAUUUCACAAAUAAGUACACGAAAGAGCGAUGUAUCAUUCUCAUUAGGGACGGGCGAGAAAACGCCGACACCAAAGAAAUGUUUCGCGCGAAACAAAUCCGAUUUCAACAAAGGGAAAAGAAAAACUUAGAAUUUAGUUUAUAGUUUAAAUCUGGUAAAUUAUGUAUAAUUUCGUUAUGGUUCAUGAUUUUAAGCCUUUUACUGGCAUAGAAGGUAGAAUAAUAUUGAAGUGAAAUGUAUAUUAUUAUUUUUUAAUUGUGGGUUUGAAGACUAUGUAAAAUGUCUGAACUGUCUAUAAUUCUGUAAAUUAUGAGAAUUUUGCACUUUUUAAACUGAUUUGUCAGCACCAGAAUUGUUUUUAAUUAUAAAUAUAGAAUAAUACUUAAUUUUGUAAGUAAUACAACUUUGGAUUUUUAUUUUCUGAGAAUCUAUGGCAGUGACAUCUGCUGCAACUUAGUACAAAGAUUUUUAUUGACUUAUUUUACAAUUUUAAAUGUUAAAUUAUGAUACUAUUAUGAGUUUAAUGUAAUAACAUUUCAAUUAUGUGCCUUGACUUUAAACUUUUACUCACAAAGUAUAUUAGACAAUAAUAUUGAGUACCUACAUACAUUAGCAUAUUUAUGUAAAGUUAUUGUAGAAGCUUAGUUUAAUGUUAAAAUUUGUAGAUAGGAAUAGAGUGGACACUAAUGAAUUACC
Spodoptera exigua (beet armyworm) is the source of this 3536-nucleotide messenger RNA. NCBI's taxonomy places the organism in Eukaryota, Metazoa, Arthropoda, Insecta, Lepidoptera, Noctuidae. The record is from the annotation of a GenBank genome assembly.